AUGUCUAAAUCCCUGAAAUCAUAUGGGGUACCUUCCUCGAGCACUGGGCUUGCGAUGCCAACUAUCGAAGCAGUCAACUUUGAGAUCAAGCCAGCUCUAAUCUCCAUGGUCUCACAAAAUCAAUAUGAUGGUCAUCCAUCUGAUGAACCCACCAACCACCUGCAAAGGUUCAACCAACUAUGUGGCACUAUCAAGCAUCAAGGGGUUACUCAAGACCAAAUGAAGGAGAUAGAGUGGAGUGCUAUUUCACAGGCCUUUCUGGAAGAAUUUUUUCCGCCCACCAAGACUGCUGAAAUAAGGCACAAGUUGACUACAUUCACGCAAGAACCUAGAGAGUCACUUCGAGAAGCCUGGGAUAGAUUCAAGGCAUUGCAGCGGUCGUGUCCGCAUCACAAUAUUGAAAAUGAAGUGGAUGCAUGUUAUGAUUUCCUUGUCAAUCUUGAUGCCAAUCACUAUAGCGCCACCAAAACCACAUCUAAAAGGGGCAAGAUGGACGUUGAUUCUUAUACUCUAUUGUCCUCACAAGUGGCAGCCUUGAACCUAAAGAUCGAUGCUUUGAAGGCCCCUCAGUCUGGUACUCCCCCAAUGAGUAUCAAUGCUAUGUCUAGUGUAGCUCCAGUGACAAGUUCUUACUGUGAAGUUGGAGGAAUCAUCCAAAUUUCUCAUAUCAGAGCAACAAUGUUCAAAAUCUUCAACCCCAGCAACAAUGGUCACAACCACAGUUCCAUCCACCUCAGCCACAUGUUGCUAGGCCUCCAUUUCCACAAGGAGCCUCAUAAUGCUCCCCCGGGGUUUAAUAGACCCCAGCACCAAGGCUAUCAGCAACAACCUCCGCAGAGCAAUGCUACUCAAGAGCCUAACAUGAGUGAUUUGUAUAAGCUCAUAGCAAAUAUGCAGAAGACCUCAGAGAUUUCUCAAAAGAACCACGAUGAGAGCAUAAAGGAGUUGAAGAAUCAAAAUAGAAUGUUGGAGAACCAAGUUGCUCAACUCGCUGAUACUUUGUCAAAAAGGCAACCGGGUAAAUGA
Spinacia oleracea (spinach) is the source of this 1026-nucleotide messenger RNA. RefSeq lists its product as uncharacterized. The coding region runs from base 1 to 1026 and encodes 341 amino acids. NCBI's taxonomy places the organism in Eukaryota, Viridiplantae, Streptophyta, Magnoliopsida, Caryophyllales, Amaranthaceae. The transcript is spliced from 4 exons. The record is from RefSeq and is a predicted model, not a curated record.